Acipenser ruthenus (sterlet) is the source of this 3807-nucleotide messenger RNA. Its product is annotated as acyl-CoA synthetase short-chain family member 3, mitochondrial-like. NCBI's taxonomy places the organism in Eukaryota, Metazoa, Chordata, Actinopteri, Acipenseriformes, Acipenseridae. The coding region runs from base 711 to 2879 and encodes 722 amino acids. The transcript has 16 exons. The record is from RefSeq and is a predicted model, not a curated record.
AAAUAAUUGUAUUAUACUAAGAAUGAAUUGCAGCCAGUCGCUAUUUUUUUUCUGUUUGUUAAAAUUCAAUCGCCCAUAUUAUUCUGUAAAUACAAUCGCAUCAUCAUCUCGUUGCUCUAUCGAUAAAUUAGCUAUUCGUUCAUUAAGAUCUGAUCAGAAGCAGCUGAUCAGUGUGACUUGUUUGCUGCGCCCAAGCAAUUCCACCACAGCAGGAUUAAUCUCAGCAAAGGUGGAGCUCAUUUAUACGUGAAUUACUUUCAAUUUAGGGGGAAUUUUGAAAUCCCGGUCUCAAAGCGUACGGUUAAUCUGGAGCCAUAUGGUAACCGUAUCUUUGUAGAUGGAAAAAUGUGAAGGAGAAACACGAAUUGUUGAAGCAAACAAAAAACAACCCGUCUCAUAUGUAAUGUGUCCUACGUAAAGAAACGUGGCACAGAGGAAUGAUAUGAUAUUGAUAUCUCAUAGAUAUGCCUGCGUGUAAUUCAAACUCGUUUUGAGCAAUGUCAAACAAACCUGUUAUCAAGAUUGUUUUUAAGGACUUGUGUUCCAAAUGAAACCGAAAAGGGCGAUACAGAAAACCUGGCUUGGAAUUAUUGUUCUUGAACUGUAAAAUGUAAGAGUUUCUUACUUUAAAACGGUACACUGCAGCCCUGGGUUUACUUGCAGCUUCAGUACACGCAUGCCUGUUUUACAGUAUCAGUAGCAACGGCGUGAUGGGGACCAUGCGUAUUUUUCUAAACAACAUUCUUAAUAAUUCAUUCAGAAUUCGUUCAGCUACAUCAUCAGAUACGGGGGUGCAUUUAGUAAAUACCAAACAACUUUACAACUCCAGUGUCUUGUCGGGAGAGAUUAAAACUAGACAGAACUGCAAUUUUAACAGUUCACAGAAAGGAUCGAAUUUUUUAGCCUGCAACUUUGUAACAAGGUCUUGUGACCGUUUUUCGCCAAGUGUGUAUUUACCUACAAGGCGUUAUUCGACCAGUGUAAUUGGCAGUAAACUAUACAGCCAAGCGUUCAGCUCCUCAAUUCAGGAUCCAGAAAAGUUUUGGAGUGAAGCAGCGCAGAGUAUUACUUGGUUCGAGCAAUGGAGUAAAACAUUGGAUAAUUCCAACCCCCCUUUUACUAAAUGGUUUGUUGAUGGGAAACUUAACAUCUGCUAUAACGCAAUAGACCGGCAUGUUGAAAAUGGACGAGGGGACCAGAUUGCCAUCAUCUACGACAGUCCUGUUACUGGAUCUAAACAGGCCAUCACAUACAGCCAGACACUGGAGCAGGUCUCCCAGUUAGCGGGUGUUCUGGUGAAGCAUGGGGUGCAGAAAGGAGACCGUGUUGUUAUCUAUAUGCCCAUGAUUCCCCAGGCCAUGUUCACCAUGCUGGCCUGCGCAAGGAUUGGCGCUACACACAGCCUGAUAUUUGGCGGUUUUGCAUCAAAGGAGCUGUCAAUCAGAAUUGAGCAUGCCAAGCCCAAAAUAGUGGUGAGCGCAUCCUUUGGCAUUGAGCCUGGCAGAAGAGUGGAAUACAUCCCUCUGCUAGAGAAAGCAAUGGAGCUCUGCAAACACAAACCUCAGAAAGUCCUUAUCUAUAACCGGCCUAACAUGGAGUCUGUUUCCAUGACUGCCGGCCAGUGCUUAUACUGGGAUGAGGAGAUGGCAGCAUCUUGUCCCCAUGACUGUGUCCCUGUGUCCUCAGAUCAUCCUCUUUAUAUUCUGUAUACCUCAGGAACUACAGGGCUGCCCAAGGGUAUUGUUCGAGAUACAGGUGGCUAUGCAGUGAUGUUGAAUUGGACUAUGUCAAAUGUGUAUGGUCUCAGUCCUGGAGAGGUCUGGUGGGCAGCUUCUGACCUGGGCUGGGUAGUCGGGCACUCCUAUAUCUGCUAUGCGCCUUUGCUUCAUGGCAACACUACCGUUCUGUAUGAGGGCAAGCCUGUGGGGACCCCAGAUGCUGGAGCAUUUUUCCGUUUGAUAUCGGAGCAUGGUGUGGCAGCCAUGUUCACCGCCCCAACAGCAAUCCGAGCAAUCCGCCAGCAUGACCCCCAGGCAGCCCUGGGGAGACAGCAUCCCCUAACGAGGAUGCGGACGCUCUUUGUUGCUGGUGAACGCUGUGAUGCGGACACUUUGGGCUGGGCGAAGAAAACGUUCAAGGUUCCUGUCCUGGACCACUGGUGGCAGACUGAAAGUGGAUCCCCAAUAACAGCCUCUUGCAUCGGCCUUGGAAAUUCUCUGACCCCACCUGCUGGACAAGCUGGUAAACCUGUACCAGGAUACAAUGUCAUGGUCCUGGACUACAGCAUGCAGAAAGUGAAGUCGAAGACUCUGGGAAACAUUGUGGUAAAGUUGCCGCUGCCUCCAGGUGCAGUAACCACUCUCUGGGAAAACGACGGCAUCUUCAGUGAACUCUAUUUCACCACGUUUCCUGGUUACUAUGACACCAUGGAUGCAGGCUACAUGGAUGAGGAGAAUUACUUGUAUGUCAUGUCUCGUGUUGAUGAUGUAAUCAAUGUUGCUGGCCAUAGGAUUUCCACAGGGGCACUGGAGGAGUCCAUUCUGCACCACUCAGCUGUGGCAGACUGCGCUGUUGUUGGACUGGAAGACUCCUUGAAAGGUCACAUUCCUCUAGCCUUGUGUGUUUUAAAAAACGGUGUGAACAAGGCAGAAGAGGACCUUGUGGCAGAGAUAGUUGGUCUUGUCAGAGAGAGUAUUGGUCCAGUGGCAGCCUUCAGGAAGGCCAUUUUCGUGAAGCGGUUGCCAAAGACUCGUUCCGGAAAGAUCCCUCGCUCCACGCUCUCCGCACUUGUGAAUGGCAAGCCUUACAAGAUAACGCCUACCAUUGAGGACCCAGUCGUGUUUGAAGAAAUAGAAGAGGUCCUUCAGCAGAAACUGUAACUGCCAUAAUCAUGAAUAUCAAGCAAGAAUCCAACUUCUUUACUGCUGAGCAACAAUCAGACGUACUGGUAACUUUAGAAUGAAGACAUGCAUUCCAUGGAAUAGCUCAGAAUGUACAAGUGUAUUGCUGAUCGCCUCUUUGCCUUCUGUCUUAAUUAAGAGAUGAGUCUUGAUGGUUGUGUAACUAUGAGGCACUAUCUCCUGAUUUUACUUUAACUGAAAUAUCCAGCUUUUAAUAUUUCCUUUUUUUAAACAUUUAGUUACAUGUAUUGUGCGAUGUUUCUGAUCUUAAUUGCAGGAUUUCACAUGUUUUAAAUCACUGACCCUUUGACACAUCCUGACAACUGCUUUUAGAUGUAUCUAGUAUUGCACUGCUGACCGUGGAGUGUUGAUAGCAGGGUGAGAGACACAGCAUGCAAAGAGAAAGCCAGCACAGAACAGGGGCAGUCGUGCAAAACACCCUCUCAGGUGUGUCCCCUAGCUCAUGCAUUACACAAGAUGCGCAGAGAGAAAUCUGUUGCUUUUCAUUUUCACUCACUUGUAUUAAAGCAAAUUAUUUUCAACUGGAGAUGUUCCUAGUAAUCCAUGCUUACUUUCCCUGAUUUUAGUAUAUUCUGCUAAACUGCCCGAAAUGUUGUCCCCAAAAGUUGAGUGCAAGUUCCACACUGUUAGAAUUGUAAGUAUUGAGAUGCAUUAUAGACAAUCGAUGGCUUAUUAAGCAGUACUGCCUGUAAAUACUGUUUGAUAGCCUUUUUAAAUUGUAAAAAAGGAUUGGGAUGAUUUUAACAAUCUUUAUGGAACAUUAUAAAAUGAAAUGCAAAAGCUAUUUUUCUUUUAUCUUAGUAAAAAAGGUUAACUGUUAAAUCCACCGUUAAGUCUGUACUCAAUUUAGGUGUGUUUAAUAUAUAAAGACAAGUAAACAAUCUUU